GGAGGGGGAAGGGGGAGGGGGAAGGGGGAGGGGCGCCGCUCCUCUCCUCCGGCUGAACCAGAAGCAGAAGGAGCGGACGUGAGAGGCGAUUUCCUCGGAGCUCAGCCGCCCGGCAACCGGGAGCCGAAGCAGCAGCAACAGUAGCAGCGGCAUUGCCUGGGAGUUCCUCCCAACGGUGGGGGCGGCAGAUACUCGGAGCGACAGUGCGCGGGGCUGACGGCCCCACACUCCUGCUGCAGCCAUGAACGACGACGACAUGAGGAAUGAGCUCCAGUCCAUCCAGAUGAAGGCCAACGAGGUCACGGAUGAGUCACUGGAGAGCACCCGUCGGAUGAUUCGGUUGGCGGAGGAGAGCAAAGAUGCCGGAAUUCGCACGCUCGUCAUGCUGGAUGAGCAAGGGGAGCAACUGGACCGAGUUGAGGAGGGGCUGGACCAGAUAAACCAGGACAUGAGGGAGGCCGAGAAGAACCUCACUGACCUAUCCAAGUGCUGCGGCCUCUGCGUGUGCCCCUGCAAGAAAAUCCGUAACUUUGAGAUGGGCGAUGCCUACAAGAAGACUUGGAACUCGGGGCAGGACAUCGUGGUGUCCUCGCAGCCUGCCCGCGUCAUGGACGAGCGAGAACAGAUGCAGGUCAGCGGAGGGUUCAUCAAGCGCGUGACGAACGAUGCGAGGGAGGAUGAGAUGGAAGACAACCUGGUGCAGGUGAGCGGCCUCGUGAGCAACCUGCGCCACAUGGCCGUGGACAUGGGCAAUGAGAUCGACAUGCAGAACAAGCAGAUCGACAAGAUCAACCAGAAGGCGGAGCUGAACAGGUCCCGUAUCGACGAUGCGAACCAGCAGGCCAACAAGAUGCUCAAGUGAUGCGCUCUCCUAGCCCGGCAAAACGACGGCCGCCACCCUCGCCAGCCCGGGAGACCCUCGCACUCUCCACCGCUCAUGCCCCGUUCAUUUCUCGGCAACAUUAGUUGUUUAUUUAUGCUAAUACUUCUUGGUGUGGUGACGUGGAGAGGAACUUGUGAUCAUCGAAUACCUUUAUCUGUUUGCCACCCAUUUUAUCUUGUGUACUUGGAGUUUAAUGGUAUCGUCAAUGGCUUGUGUCAAGUGGCUUAGAACCUCCUCCAUAUCCAGAUGAGUGAGUUUUGCAUGUAACUGAACAUUCUAUGAUGUGUUCUUAGGGAGAACACUGCUGCGAGAUGCCCAUGUCCACGUUCUGCUCCUUUAAUUCGGAAGAGGUUGCCGGGAGGAGGCUGGGUUCCAGUGCCUCAUGUUGUUUCUCACACCACCGCCUCCACCUCCCCGGAUUCAAGCCCCAGGGUGGACGGAUGCCGUUCUCCUCUUCAGAGCCUUAUCCGUGUCCACGUAGGCCACUGUUCUUGUUCUCACUCAAAACUCCCAAAGCGUUUGCACUUUAUUUGGUCGUGUCCAAUCAGAGCUUUCAGAGAGGAACCGCAUUAAUGCGUCCCAGGUGGAGAUUAGCGGGAGGUGCAGUGUGGGUUGCGACAGAUGCCCUCAUGCGUCCCGCUUGCAGGACGCUCACGUUUCAAAAUCCACACCUUAAUUCUCACCAAAAUAGUUUCCUUCAUCCGUCCGGCCUUGGUUGCUGAAUGACGGUGGUUUCAUUUGUGCAGCUAUUGACGUCGCUAGUUGUUUGUACGGCGGCCAAAACGAGCGUGUGGGUCCCCGACAGUGGCGCUCUCGGCGGUGCCACCUGCAAAUGUCGCCGUGUUUCCAAUGGCGAGAAAAAUCUCUUCCGCGUUAACCUCUCUUCCGAGUAAACCUCCUCUCACACCGCAAUCGCGUUCAGAGUGCCGAUUGAGCUCCUCCCCGGGCGUCGGCUCGCCGGGAAGAUGCCACUUUUUAGUUUAGCCAUCGUCGGCAGGCAUUCGUGCAGCUCGAUGGAACCUCGGUGGCCGGUGUGGCCCUGCUGGCUUACUGUCGGCAUCAGACAAGCCUGUGCCCGUGACACAUGAAGUCGCGGAACACAUUUUUAUGAAUAAACUCGAGCUUAAAAAAAACUGUUGAGGUUUUAAGCAUGACUGCAUAUCAUCUGAUGGAAACAGAGUUUGUGCCUCCCAACACUUCAAGUGCUGUGCUCCAAGCACUGUUGCCAGUAUUGUUGUGUAUGCGAUUCGCAUUUUAAUUCGGAGCAAGCGGAAAAAAACAUUCCUGCAUCACGUCGACUGUUCUUGGUGUAACCUUAACGAAUAGCCAAAAUGCCUGUGCCGGAGAGAGUUAUGAGGAAUCGAGUUUCCAGGGACGAUCUUUACCAAAUCUCAUCAGGGCCCGAAGCUUACACGCGCGCGCAGGUUAGCCGACAGAGAUGCCUUCUCCCGUAGGGGUUUAUGUGACAUUUUUUUCCGUGUAAACUUGUAUAGUUUGUAUACAUUUUGAUUAUUUGCGUGAUUUGUUCGCUAAGUAACGUUGGAGCGCUCUUCCAUGGCUGAACCGGACGAUGCUGACCCCCCUCACCCCACGCCGACUUCCUUCUGUGCGUACGGUUUGUUGCACCUAUAUGAUGAUUCCACCAAAAAUAAACGUCCACUGUUAAGUAA
Lethenteron reissneri (Far Eastern brook lamprey) is the source of this 2553-nucleotide messenger RNA. Its product is annotated as synaptosomal-associated protein 25-like. Gene Ontology annotation, cellular component: SNARE complex; plasma membrane. Gene Ontology annotation, biological process: synaptic vesicle priming; synaptic vesicle fusion to presynaptic active zone membrane; exocytosis. The record is from RefSeq and is a predicted model, not a curated record. Gene Ontology annotation, molecular function: syntaxin binding; SNAP receptor activity. Lineage: Eukaryota; Metazoa; Chordata; Hyperoartia; Petromyzontiformes; Petromyzontidae.